GGUAGAGGGCGCUAUAAAUUUUAUUUCAGAAAGUUGAAGUUGAGUUGAACGGGAAAGUUGUAAAUAAUUUUCACAAAAUAUCGACGAAGCGCCUGAAUUUCAAGCGUAAGAUAAAUAAAAAGUGACUCAAUGAUUACAAAGUGAAUCCAGAGAGUAAUGGAAAACCAUAAACAGAGUGCCAUAUGAAACAAAAAACUAUCAUUGCGCACGAUACCCCAACGCCAUUUUGAGGCGAAAUUUUCUAAAUAGCGGCAGCUCGGAGGAUGGCCCGGGGCGGUGGGAGUGCCCUAAUUAACUGACGGACGCUGCCGGCUCUCAGCUGGCGCGAGCAAUAAAGAUGCCACGUCCUGGCAGCCUCAAGGACCCGGACAUUGCCGAGUUGUUCAGCAAACAUGACCCGGAGAAGAUCUUUGAGGAUCUCCGGGAGAUCGGCCAUGGAUCUUUUGGGGCGGUGUAUUAUGCUCGCUGCAAUCUCACAAAGGAGAUUGUGGCUAUCAAGAAAAUGUCAUACCUGGGAAAACAGAGCGAAGAGAAAUGGCAGGACAUCUUGAAAGAGAUAAAGUUCUUAAAACAAUUGGAACACCCGAACACCAUAGAAUACAAGGGGUGCUACAAACGGGAGCACACGGCGUGGCUGGUGAUGGAAUACUGUGUUGGCUCGGCCUCCGAUAUUAUUGAAGUUCAUAAACGUCCCUUACGUGAAGAAGAAAUCGCAGCAAUAUGCGAAGGCGUCGUCUGCGGGCUGUCCUAUUUGCACAGUCUCGGCCGUAUCCACCGCGACAUCAAGGCUGGCAACAUUCUGCUCACAGAAAACGGGACGGUCAAACUGGCUGACUUUGGCAGUGCGAGCAUCAAGUGCCCGGCGAACAGUUUUGUGGGAACGCCGUAUUGGAUGGCCCCUGAGGUCAUAUUGGCCAUGGACGAAGGGCAGUAUGAUGGAAAGGUGGACGUUUGGUCGCUAGGCAUUACGUGUAUUGAGUUAGCGGAGCGCAAGCCCCCCUACUUUAACAUGAACGCUAUGUCUGCACUCUACCACAUCGCGCAGAACGACUCUCCUACAUUACAGGCUCCAGAAUGGUCGGACACAUUUCGAUACUUCGUCGAAGCGUGCCUCCAAAAGAACCCUCAAGACCGACCGUCAUCCAUGAAGUUACUCCAACACCCUCACAUCACGAGGCACAGAUCAUCUAACGCAUUGGUUGACCUUAUCCAGAGGACAAAGGCCGCUGUACGCGAUCUGGACAACUUGAACUAUAGGAAGAUGAAGAAGAUAUUGAUGGUGGAUGGUGAUAAUGAAAGUGCUAUAGGUGACAGCGAAGAAACUGCCGAAGAGCGAUCAGGCGGCGACAGUUCCAAGUCCAACUCAGCCACGUCUGAACACAGCGCUGCGGGCGCCUCCAGUCAAUCCUCGUCGUCCGGCAGUCUUCGCCGACGACCCCGACCGCAAAUCAACGCAAACCACCAUAACCAGCAACAGCCGCAGUACCAGCAUCUCAACCACCAGCACUCGUCCCAUUCGACGAGAGAGAGCGAGAGCCCUCUGCCGCCGCCCAACGACGACUACGUUAACAGAGACGCGUUACGCGAGUUCGCGAACCGAGACUCCUUGUGCGACGACUACGGGGAUGAUUACGCGAACAGGGAGGCCAUUCGCGAGGCGCAGCGCGAGCGCGAGGAGCGGGAGCGGCAGGCGGAGUACCGAGAGUACGUGAACGCGCCCUCCACCUGGUCCUCGCAGCAGGACGGCGACGACAACAGGAACACGCAGCGUCGGCAGGCCAAUAGAGUCAGCAACAACGUGUCGGCCACGCUGUCGCUCGUGUCGGAGCACGGCGCUAACAACUUCGCCACGAUACGCACCACCAGCAUCGUCACCAAGCAGCAGAAGGAACACAAUCAGGAGAUGCACGAACAAAUGUCGGGCUACAAGCGAAUGCGGCGCGAGCACCAGGCGGCAUUGCUAAAGCUAGAAGAACGCUGCAAAGCCGACGUAGACGCGCACAAGGCACAGCUCGACCGCGAGUAUGACGCACUGCUACAGCAACUUAGCCGAGACCUCGAGAGGCUGCAGACAAAACACCUUCAAGAACUCGAGCGCAAAACAAAGCAGAACGCCGUAGCAGAGAAGAAGCUAGUAAAAGACAUUACGGCGCGGCAAGAACAAGAUCGGAAGGCGUUCGAAACGCAGCGCAAGCGAGAAUACAAGGCGAAUAAGGAGCGGUGGAAAAAGGAGCUCAGUAUGGACGAUGCUACUCCUAAGAGGCAGAGGGAUGCCACGUUACAGUCGCAAAAAGAUAACCUAAAACAAGCGGAGGCGGCAGAAGAGGCCCGACUAGUGCGUUCGCAACGCGAGUAUUUGGAACUAGAACUGCGGCGCUUCAAGCGCAGGCGCAUGCUCGCGGCGCACCACAAGGAGCAAGAACUACUGAGAGAGGAACUGAACAAACGACAACAACAACUAGAUCAGGCGCACGCCAUGCUGUUACGACAUCACGAGAAGACGCAGGAGCUCGAGUACAGACAGCAGAAGGGCGUGCACGCGUUAAGAGAGGAGCAACUAAGCAACCAGCACGCCACCGAGCUGGCCAACCAGCGCGAGUACAUGGCGCGCGCCGAGCACGAGCUGCGCAAGAAGCACGCGCUGCAGCUCAAGCAGCAACCCAAGAGCCUCAAGCAAAAAGAGAUGCAGAUUCGCAAGCAGUUUCGAGAGACGUGCAAGAUCCAGACGCGUCAGUACAAGGCCCUUAAGGCGCAGAUUUUACAGAUGACUGCCAAGGAACAACAAAAAGAAGUGAUAAAAUCGCUGAAGGACGAGAAGCGACGCAAGCUGGUGCUGCUGGGCGAGCAGUACGACCAGAGCAUCAGUGAGAUGCUGCAGAAGCAGACCGUGCGGCUCGACGAGAGCCAGAUGAUGGAAUGCGAGCAGCUGAAGAUGCAGCUGGAGCACGAGCUGGACAUGCUGACGGCGUACCAGAGCAAGAGCAAGAUGCAGGCCGAGGCGCAGCGCAACCGCGAGCGCCGCGAGCUCGAGGAGCGCGUCGCCGUGCGCAGGGCGCUGCUGGAGCAGAAGAUGGAGAUGGAGAGCGCACAGUUCCUGGCGGAGCGCGCCGAGCGCACGCGCAUGCUGCACGAGCGCCACGAGCGCGAGCUCGACCACUUCGACAACGAGUCGGCCCGCCUCGGCUUCAGCGCCAUGGCGAUCGCGGAGGGCAGCCGGGACGGGUUCGACGAGGAGCAGUCGCUGUCCGGCUCCAUGCUCUCGCUCGCGCACUCCAACUCCUCCGCCUCCUUCCCCGCCGGCUCGCUCUAACCCCGAACCUAUCAUCCUACCGUCAUGGGACUGGAACUAGCGAUCACAGGUUUGCCAUACCCGUACGUCAAACAAGUGACAGCUAUCGAGAUCCCAAACUAAUCGCGGUUCAGUGAUACACCACUCCGCUCCGCCCACCAUACACACGCGUGCGCAUGCCAGAAGCUGAGGUAUCUUGUUGCCAUUAUAUCGUGUCGGCGCAAUUCACACCCGCGAGUCUACAGAAAAGGAUGUGUGAUGUGAUCCGACACCCCUUCUUUGCCAAAUUCUCCUGUCUGCGGACAGUUAUUAUUAGCGAAGUGACAUUUUUUUUUUCCUAGUUUUAUUGGCGGUCGUAGGUGUUUAUCGAGUCGGCGGCCGAGGCCUAUAGUUUUAUUUCGCAUGUGCGCUUGUGGCAGGAGCAUAGUAGAUGUCCCCAUUUAACUGAGACUGUCCAGCCCUCCCUUGAAAAGAGUGUGGAAAUGGUAAUAUCUAAGUUUAAAAAUGGCGAUUCCAAAUUGUUACGCCGUCGGGCGACGGUGCCCCCCGCUUUGUUUGUGAUUAUGAUGUUUUUUGUUAAGUCUUCCAAUUGUAAGUGCGCAGUAUUCGUAGUCGAGGGUGGUUCGGGAGGGCGUUUCCUAUUCUACAUUAUUUAAGUUUAUGCACUCCAUAAUUAAAUAAUUGUAUCUUAAUGGCUGCGACGCCGCCGCCCCGGUUAAAUAGGACAAUCCGUUUAUUCUAACACUAGUUUUUAGAGUAUAUAUUACAGGUUUAUUCCGUUUCUAAUAUUGUAUAGUUAGCGCGUACGCGAGUGAUGUACGCGUUCUUCCCGCCGGGGCCGCGGCGCGUGUGUGAUGUGAGUGCCGACAGAAUGCUGAUAUUUAAAUUGUGCAGUCGUGUGAGAAUGAAACGCUUUUAUAUUAGACAUUAUACGCGUAGGACGGGUCCGUUGGUCUCCCGGCGCGAGUCGCUCCUCGCUGCCGCUCACGCGGCGAGGCCCGUGAUACUGCACGAUGUGAUAUCGGCCCCGCGGCCGACUCGGUGUCUCGACUCCGUUUUGUGAAUAAAACCAUUCGGAUUAAACCUAUAAACGAUCUCUUAGUCGUAAGAAAAUUAAUACUGUUUUCUUAAAUUCAAUUUUACUAGGAUACGAUUAGACCGUCCAUCUAUAAAAAGCAAUAUUUUUAAAUGCGUCAGAUCAACGGAGCCCGGCCUAGUAGAGGGCAUGAUUGAACUAAAAACUUAGUACGAUCUACUUGUAUGUACGAUACGUAGUUUACUAAGUUUACAGUGGUUGAGGUAAUUUUUGAAUCUUAUUACUCUGUGAAGAGUAAGUAAAUAUCGAAAAAUACCAUGAUCUUGUGAAAUAUUUUAAGAUAACGUUUGUAGUCGGAGAGUCGUUGCGCUGAUGAAAGCUACGCUUGAAGUGUAGCCUGGCAUUAUUAGAAGUCGUAGGCCACCCGAGCCCCGCCCGAGCCAACGAACGGAACAUAAACAAAACAAACAUUAGAUAGUCAAAAUUAUAAUAUUCAUAUCAUUAGUUUUUACUUUAGGAACAAUUUUUGCAUGUAAUUUAUUGUAAGUUAAAUUCUUUAACGAUUGAACUGAUAUGCUUUUGCCUGAGUUAGUUUUAUAUCUAGGGAUCUUUGUGACGGUGCGACUGGCACCGUGUUCGCUUUAUUAGAUUUUAAUUGUUUAAUGCUUUAUUAAAACGUUACAAAAACGCAGGUGCUCAGCAAAGAAUAGUGUAACCGACUGCCGAUUGAGUUUGUAAAUAUAAUAAAGUAUUUAUACGACGUUUGUACUGCAAGCACGUGUUUGCCUUACCGUAGGGCAGAGGGCUCGGCGUUUGUAUAUAGAGAACAAUAAUAUAUGUGUAACUAUUAUACAUAGUUGGUUACUUUUGUAAGGUGCGCGUGUGUGUACAUUAUAUUGUGGAGGCGUCGGGCCGAGCGGCCCGCUCUAGUGCUAUUUUCUUUAUUUAGUGUCCUAAUAACUAUUGUAUUGUCAACUAAGCUUACCAGUCAUGUAUGUAUAGACGAUUGAUAUAAUUAAUUUAACGCCGAUUUUAGUCAUAAACAUCCAAAUUUAGUUUAUGAUAUUUUAAAUAUAUCUCGUUUUAUUUUCUUCCCACAACGCUUGUAAACAUCACACGGCGUGACAACUUGUAUUAUUUUAUGGAAGGUUAGUUAGACAACUGACUCACGACCUAAGCGAAGUAGAUAUUUAAUUCGUAAAAUAUUUGAAAAAGACUUGCGAUAAUUUAAUCAAAUUUCAGUGCACGACGCCAUGAACUUGUGGAUCGAGUAAUUAUUAGGUAUGGCGUUUGGCACCCUCGAGAACUUUACAAACCUAGCUUCCCCUCCUGAACUGACCAAAUGACAAUAAUCUCUAGACACAGCCUUACCCCGCUCGUCAUCCUGACUGUACAUAACAAUAAGGCCAACAUGGGCGAAACGUAGAGAUGGAUUCCGGACUCCGGACGAACCACAUUUAGUCACAUCAAAAUUCGUCGUUUAAAUUAAAGUAUAGCUAAUCAAUGCACCGCCACUUUUGGUCUCUGCUUUCCAUUCGUGAUAUCUGAUAUAUUUAAUGAUGCUAAGUCGUUUUAGAACGCGACUAAAGUCAAUCACAUUUUGAACCGAAGCACACCGGAAUUGAACUGUAAGAAGCUGUAUUUUCGCUUUGGAGCAGUAGACCGGCAGACGUUAGGGACAUAGUGGCUCGCUGGUAGUGCUCAGCCCUAAUGCCAUGCGACAAGGACCUAUUAUACUCGAUAUUGACACACAAUUUAUUAUUAUUUAUUUACAUGACACGUGUGCAGUCGCGAUAUCCCUGGUGCAUCGGCAAAAGGCGUGAGUAUAGUCGCGUAGGCUCUUUCCUGUUCAACCCCCACCCUUAGCUGUUCUCAAAUUAGACGUUUAUCAUCCUCCAACCCUCACGACUUUCAACAAAUUACUAAAUAUUACGAUAUAGAAGUACCAAACUCGUAGUUAGCGAUCACGUAUUAUUAUGUACAUUGUAAAAUGAUUUUUUUUAUAUUUUACCAUUGUAUAGUCGUUUAUCUUAUCACCGAUAGGUAGUUAGCAAUAUUUGACAGAGGUGAGACAAGGCCGGUGCCGGCCGUUGUUGUUUUCAUUUUAUUUUUUGUUAUAUAUUUAAAUAACACAAUCGACUUGUAGUUUUAAUAAUUAUUAUCAUUAUAAUUAUUAUUAUAUUGUAAUAUAAUCUUAUUAAUGAAAAAAAUCAAACUGAAAAUAAAAAAUAAUAGAAAGAAAUUUAACUGUGUACUUAUUUUUAUUCCUUUUGGCCGUAUUUCCUAUGAAAAAAUGUAUAGAAAACAACAAUGGGUUCGUCAAAAGACGUUUAAUAAUAUUUCAUAUAGUAUUUUACAUAAUGGCUUAGAUAAACAUACAAAAAAGGUUUGAGUCUAUUAUCUAAUAAAAGUAAUUGUGCUUAGAGUAAAUAAAGAGUAAGGAUUUCAUUUACAGUAACAAGAAGUAAUUGCACUUAAACAUAAUCUAUAUCUUAUAAAAAUAAAAUGCACACUGCAUUCCUGACUCUUAAUUUCAUUAUAACUUCAGGAUAUUUCGUCAGUAAGGUGUUUAGAAUAUUUACAUAGAAUGAAACUUCGUUAGAACUGUAGUUGGAGCAAUCGCGUUUGACAAUUUUAUAUGUAUUGUAAAAAUACAAGUAGAAAGUUUGUCUUUCUUAAAAAUAGAGUCGAUCGCUCGUUAUAUGUCGCUCGAAUCCGUUUCGUUUAUAUCAAAUGCAAAAAGAAAAUGGUAUAACAAGAUCAACAACAAAAUAAUUUCAUUCAUUUAGGUAAAUAUUUGUUAACUAUUUAUAAGCUGUUUUUAUGUUAGUCAUUCGCUUACUAAUAUUUAUUUUAUUAAGACGUUAACUACAAAGUCUAUCAAAAUAGUUGUUGGUAAGUAUUCAAAGAACAUGAAAUUAUUUUCUAAAGCUAUUUUUGCCAGAAUUAUGCCUAAAAAUGCUUUUUCAUUAAGUGACAAGUUGGAGCAGUUACAGAGUUCUGAUAUGUUUUAUGUUACUUACAUUUUGAAGUGUAAAAUUCCUGCCACAAAAAAACUGAACUAAGUCAUUGUUAGUUUCAAUAGAUAGCGUGGCGUUUUUUUAGGUAUAUAUUUUUAAACAGUAAUAAUUCCGUUUUUGCUGAUACCAGAAUCUAGUUAACUGAUCUGAUAAUAUGUAGUUUUAUCUAAAGUUCUAUAUUCAAGAAACUUUUAGUAACAAUGGAGGUUGCACUAAGAAUUAAAUUUAAAGGCAAGUUUAUUCAAUACCUUGAUUUAUAAUCACAUUUCCUCGAAUCGAAAUUUAAUUUUACAUGCAACUUCCAAUAUUUUCAAUCCCAGUAGGUAGUCUGUUCGUGGAAUGUAUUGGACCCCCAUACAUUUCACGACUCUCGACUUUCCGAACCGACUCUAUGGUCACAUCUGAAAAUAUCAUCUGAAAGUGUCAAAAAUAUGCCUACAUUCAACACUAAGCUCCCCAAAUUCGAAGGAAUAUGAACCCGAGCGGCGGGUUCUUGGCCAAGAAUGGAUCGGCCGGUAAUAACAUGUAUACAUAUUUAUGGAACUUUGCUGGCGUCGAUAUUUAUAGAGGUGACUAACAUCAAAUACUAUAUAAACUCUAGAGUUAAUACGUGCAGUUUCUGACGUUUCCCAUACAAUGGAGCGGCAACAAUUUUACUAGCGCCAUCUAGCGGUACGAGUUGUUCAAAGUAGUUUGUCAGCCUUUU
Molecule: messenger RNA, 8051 nt
Organism: Leguminivora glycinivorella
Lineage: Eukaryota; Metazoa; Arthropoda; Insecta; Lepidoptera; Tortricidae
Gene: Tao
Product: serine/threonine-protein kinase Tao-like
Biological process (GO): protein phosphorylation
Molecular function (GO): ATP binding; protein kinase activity
Source: RefSeq, a predicted model, not a curated record